Pocillopora damicornis (cauliflower coral) is the source of this 2168-nucleotide messenger RNA. RefSeq names its product metabotropic glutamate receptor 4. Lineage: Eukaryota; Metazoa; Cnidaria; Anthozoa; Scleractinia; Pocilloporidae. Gene Ontology annotation, molecular function: G protein-coupled receptor activity. The record is from RefSeq and is a predicted model, not a curated record. Gene Ontology annotation, biological process: G protein-coupled receptor signaling pathway. Gene Ontology annotation, cellular component: membrane.
AUGAUUUACCGAACGAAUUCGUUUCGAAUCGUAUUCAUUUUGAACAUAAUUUUGUGUUCGUUUGGUUGCAAAAUGAACCUCACGGAUAGAGCUUUCAAAGCGGGAGAUCUUAUUCUGGGCGGCUUGUUUCCCGUCCAUUCCUAUUGCUCGAAUUGUUGUAAAGGUCAGUGCGGCGAUCUUCGAUCCCUUGACGCUCUUUACUUUGCCGAAGCCAUGAUGUACGCCAUUGAUGAAACAAACAGAAAUUCAAGUAUAUUGCAAGGGAUUUCUUUAGGAUUUGAAAUCUUCGAUUAUUGCUCAAAAGACGUAAUAGCGUUGGAGAAAGCUUCUAAUUUCCUUCCGUCGUGCUGGAAAAAGCCUUCAUCACCAGUGGUUGGUGUUGUAGGACCUUAUUCCAGCAGUGUCGGGCUUCAGGUAUCCAAUCUACUUGGACUUUUCAAAGUGCCGCAUGUGAGCUAUGGCGCAACCAGUCCAUUACUCAGCGACAAGAGCCGCUUCAAGUAUUUUAUCAGAACAGUUCCUUCUGACGCUGUGCGCGCUCAAGCUUUGGUGGAUCUAUUGUUGAAAAAUGAAACAAAAUACGUGUCAGUUCUAUAUUCUGACGAUGAGUUUGGCAGAGAGGGGAAAAAAUACUUCACGCAAGCGGCGAAAGAGCGAGGCAUCUGUGUUGGUAUAACAAGGGCGCUACCUCAAGGUCAUACAGUGUUAACAUUUGAUGACAUAGUCAUGGACAUAAGCCAAAAGAUAAAUGCACAAGUUAUUGUCCUCUUUUGUUCCAAAAGUGAUAUAAGUUUGCUUUUUACAUCGGUUAAAAAGUUUGGAAAGGAAAGGUUUUUCAGAUGGCUUGUAGGAGGUGAUUACGCAGAGAUGUCCGUUUACUUAAAUGGAAACGAAGAUGUCGCUAAAAAUAUAGUUUUGUGUUCACCUCGUAAUGAAAAGUCAACGAGAUUCAUGGAAUGGAGAAACAGGAGCAAUGUAAGUCACAGCCCGUGGUUCUCAGAAAUAGAGCUAAAGUACGAAACCUCAAAAUAUCGCCCUGAAAAUGAAGGAAAAACAAUAUCCGCAGAUUUAUACAUUCAAAGCGUCAUCAACUCCGUGUACGCUUUUGCUCACGCACUGGACAAAAUGUGCAAAACUUUCUGUGCAAAUAAUUCUAACACCGCAACGUGUUUGAAAGAAAAAUCACUCAAUCAAACCCUAUUGCUGGAUUAUAUUUUGAAUGUAAAUUAUACGACGUUGAACGGACGGAAGAUAAAAUUCGACAAAAACGGAGAUCUUUCCGCAGAAUACGACAUAUUAAGACCUAAGAAAGAAGGGUCAUCGUGGGGCGUCGAAAAGUUCGGCCGCUGGGGUCCACCGAUAAAAGGGGCGGGGCCUGUUAAAGUGCAGCUAUUUGAGGAUGCACUUAUACUGCCCAGAACCUUUUGCAGUCGUCCAUGCGAUGUGGGAGAAAGAAAAAUUACUAUCGAGACUUGUUGUUGGAGAUGCGAACCAUGUAAAACCGAUGAGAUCACAUCGAGCAAUCAAACGGAAUGUACAACAUGCACACCAGACUUCAUGCCAGAUGAAAAAAGAGUAAACUGCCUACCUAAACCAGUUAUCAAUGUCGACCCGUCGUCAUCUCUGCUUCUCUUCACCUUGUCGCUCUCAGCCACUGGAGUUCUUUGUACUUUGUUCAUGCUGGGUGUGUUCGUCAUCCUCAAGCAUCAUCCAGUCAUCAAAGCGUCUAGUCGCGGGCUAAGCUGUAUCUUGUUGGUUGGAAUCAUGAUAUCUUUCGCUGAAAGCUUCGUAGAUUUAAUGGAGCCACGUAAUGUAUCCAUGUUCAUACUUUCCGGUUUUUGUUUCAUUGUAAAAAGCAACACCAAAUUUUCCGUUCGCGUUGGAAUUAGAGUACGAAGAGCAAAUCUAAAAUGCUGAAAUGAAAUGCUGUUGCCAAAUUCUAUAAAUUUUAUGCACAAUAAAUUUUCCUUGUGAUGAGGAUCUUUUUCCAAUUGUUACAAUUAUACUAACAUUAACCUCAGUCGUUCACUUGGAAAUUGACUCUACAGAUUUGAUGUAUCGGUGUGUUGCAUUUGUCAGAUUGUCCCUUAUAACGCCGGGUAAGAAAACCAUAAACUGAUAGUCCCUGAUAACUUAAUUGAAUAUGUUUAUGUCCUAUCCCUAGAUAA